CCGUAACCGUGACAAGGAAUUUCGCAAGUUCUUCAGUUUUGACAAGGAAACUUCAUUGGUGUAUUGCAACAAUAUCGGUGGACUCAUUGCAGCUAUGGGAAUAUCAUACAAUAUAUCAGAGUGGCGGCUCUUCAUUGACUCAUCAAAAAGAAGCUUGAAAGCUAAGUUGUUGUUCAAUAGAAACCAGGUCGCGUCUGUUCCGGUGGGGCAUUCAGUGCAGAUGGAUGAGAACUACAACAACAUGGAGUAUCUGUUAACUGCUCUGAAGUAUAAAGACCACAAUUGGAAGAUCUGUGGAGACUUGAAGGUUGUGUCCAUGGUGCUGGGCCUACAAGGUGGUUACACCAACAAGCAAAUAUUCCGUGAAAUAAAGGAGCCCUCUAACGUCGGGAUUGACUUCUGUAACCUACUAACAAUCCUCAAUACUUGGUUAGACUCCGAUAUUAUUGCAUUAACUUUUGACUCUAAAGCAGUAAUCACAUGA
This is a messenger RNA of Homarus americanus (American lobster), 484 nucleotides long. RefSeq lists its product as uncharacterized. The coding region runs from base 95 to 484 and encodes 129 amino acids. The record is from RefSeq and is a predicted model, not a curated record. Lineage: Eukaryota; Metazoa; Arthropoda; Malacostraca; Decapoda; Nephropidae. The transcript has 3 exons.